This is a messenger RNA of Hibiscus syriacus, 561 nucleotides long. Its product is annotated as replication protein A 14 kDa subunit B-like. The transcript has 4 exons. Gene Ontology annotation, molecular function: DNA binding. Bases 126 to 446 code for a protein of 106 amino acids. The record is from RefSeq and is a predicted model, not a curated record. Gene Ontology annotation, cellular component: nucleus. NCBI's taxonomy places the organism in Eukaryota, Viridiplantae, Streptophyta, Magnoliopsida, Malvales, Malvaceae. Gene Ontology annotation, biological process: DNA recombination; DNA repair; DNA replication.
CUGUUUGUUUUAUGAGAAAAUAAAUGAAACCUCUUCUGAAAUUUCAUUUUUCUUUCAGAUUUAUCAUCAAUUAACUGUUCACGGUCAUCAACUCUCACUAAACCUCACUACAAGUUUGAUUCGAUAUGGAUAUUUCAAGCCCUGCAGCUUUUGUUAAUGGAGGAUUGCUACGGAUGCACUUGGGACGUAAGGUGCGAACUGUGCUUCAGGUUACCCAGUCUGAUAUCGCAUCUGUGAUGGGAAAGUCUACGGAUGGUUACCAGCUUGUUGCAAAAGGAUCUCCACCUGUUCCUCUUACAAGUUAUGUUGAGGUUGUUGGUGUUGCUGAAAAUGAAAAUACCAUCCGAGCUGAAUUAUGGACCAACUUCGGUGACACAUUUGAUGCAUCCAGCUAUGACCAACUCUGUCAGCUAGCAAAUGGAGAGUUCAAACAACUGUUCCUCUAGUUUGCGCAUUUUCUUUAUCAAAAGAAAGCUUCUAGGUAGAAUUUUAUAUGAUAGAAUAUGCUCAUUCUAGUUGUUUGAUACUUCAUGUAGAAGUCUCCUUGUAUUGUUUGUUUUC